This is a messenger RNA of Recurvomyces mirabilis, 522 nucleotides long. RefSeq lists its product as uncharacterized. Gene Ontology annotation, cellular component: cytosol. Gene Ontology annotation, molecular function: 8-oxo-7,8-dihydrodeoxyguanosine triphosphate pyrophosphatase activity. The record is from RefSeq and is a predicted model, not a curated record. NCBI's taxonomy places the organism in Eukaryota, Fungi, Ascomycota, Dothideomycetes, Mycosphaerellales, Teratosphaeriaceae. The coding region runs from base 1 to 522 and encodes 173 amino acids. The transcript has 2 exons. Gene Ontology annotation, biological process: dGTP catabolic process.
AUGACAGCACCACCGCGCGUUGGCGUUGGCGUUUUCGUGUUCGAGCAGUCACGUGGUGGACGCUUUUUGAUAGGCAAGCGAAAGGGCAGCCUCGGAGCAGAUACUUGGGCUUUGCCUGGAGGACAUCUCGAACACGGAGAAUCCUUAGAGCAGUGUGCCGUCCGAGAAGUCGAAGAAGAGGCCGGUAUACGACUUGGUAACCCCUACUUUCUCACGGCCACGAAUACUUUCUUUCGGGAAGAUCGCAAGCAUUAUGUCACCAUCUUCAUGAUUGCUCAAACGACCCAUGUUGUAGGGGACCAGCCGCAACAGGCUCAGCUGCUCGAACCUGAAAAGUGCGAAGGCUGGACAUGGUCGACGUACGAAGAGAUGCUCAAUCUCCAGGAUAAUCAAGGCAACCAGCUGUUUCUGCCCCUGAUAUCUCUACGAGACCAGCGUCCUGAUGUUUGCACAUAUCUGAGGUCUAUGGGAGAGAAAGGUUCGUAUUUGGCUCCAGAGAUAUAUGGACGACUCUCCGCGUGA